AUUUUUUUAAUGAAUAUCCUAGCCUUGUUUAUCAUACCAUAGAAUAUAAAAAUCCCCAAAGGUUGUAUUAGUGAUGAUUUGUAUAUAUAUAUAUAUAUAUGAAAGUCUCAAAUAUGAGUUUGUAGAGCCAAAUUAGAGAAAACGACAUAUCGACAUUGGAAGAGAAACGAUGGAAGCAAAUUUUGCAAAGGGAAAGAUGAUAACGGUGCUGAGCAUCGACGGCGGCGGCAUAAGAGGAAUUAUUCCGGGCACUAUACUCAGCUUUCUUGAAGCUAAACUUCAGGAUUUGGACGGUCCAAAUAUGAGAAUAGCAGAUUAUUUUGAUGUAAUUGCUGGAACGAGCACAGGUGGGUUGGUGACCACCAUGAUUACGGCCCCUGAUAAGGAUAAUCGACCUUUGUAUGCUGCUAAAGACAUCGUCAAAUUCUAUUUCGAUCACACUCCUCACAUCUUCCCGCAAAAAAAAUCAUGUUAUGGAUUGAGUAACUUUGUAAACAAAGUGGUAAAUUUUUUUGGGCAAGCUAUGGGACCAAGAUAUGAUGGAAAAUAUUUAAGGUCAAUUGUGAAUGAGCAACUUGGAGAUCUCACACUCAAGCAAGCUUUGGCCUAUGUAGUUAUUCCUGCUUUUGAUAUCAAGCUUCUCCAACCAGUUAUUUUUACUACAAAUGAUGCAAAGUUGGAUGAGCUCAAGAACCCACGACUCGCAGAUGUUUGCCUAAGCACUUCGGCAGCUCCAACAUUCUUACCAGCACACUUUUUUGAGACGAAGGAUUCGAAUGGUGGUACUCGUGCAUUUAACCUUGUCGAUGGUGGAGUUGCAGCAAAUAAUCCAACACUUGCAGCCAUGUCUCACAUUACAAAAGAAAUAAGCGUAAUGGGAAACUCAGAAUACAUAAACAUAAGGCCAAUGGAUACAAAGAGAAUGUUGGUUGUUUCAUUAGGAACAGGCGCACCCAAAAACGAUGAGAAAUUCAGCGCAGUUCAAGCCGCCAAAUGGGGCCUUUUCAAUUGGGUGUUAGACUUUGAAAAUGGUGCCACUCCCAUUGUUGAUUUCUUUGGCCAUGCCAGUGCUGAUAUGGUUGACUAUCAUGUUUCUACUUUCUUCCAAUCUUUAAAAACUAAACAUAAUUAUCUUCGAAUUCAGGAUGACACGUUGACAGGCGACCUAGCCUCGGUCGACGUUGCAACCGAAGAGAAUUUAAAGAGGCUGGUGGAGACUGGAGAGGCUCUACUGAAGAAACCAGUUUCAAGAGUGAAUUUAGAAACUGGAAAAUUCGAACCAGUUGAUGGAGAAGGUACCAAUGAAGAAGCUCUUACUGAAUUUGCUAGGUUGCUCUCUGAAGAGAGAAAACUAAGACUAAGCCCUUAACUUAGUAUCCUUCAUAUGUUUCUCUAAGAAGUACUGUUGAAUUUUUUGCUUGGAUUGCUUUUGUAUGUUUCCUCAAUAAGUGUUUUCAAUUUUAUUUUUAAAAGAAAUCAUAAUACUUUUUUUCUCAUGUUGUGUAUGUUUGUGGUGUGAAUAUAUCAUGGGAAUAAAUCAAUUGAACUUUUUGUAUGUAUAUGU
This is a messenger RNA of Benincasa hispida (wax gourd), 1564 nucleotides long. Its product is annotated as patatin-like protein 3. The record is from RefSeq and is a predicted model, not a curated record. NCBI's taxonomy places the organism in Eukaryota, Viridiplantae, Streptophyta, Magnoliopsida, Cucurbitales, Cucurbitaceae. Gene Ontology annotation, molecular function: glycerophospholipase activity; monoacylglycerol lipase activity. Gene Ontology annotation, biological process: lipid metabolic process.